Messenger RNA from Penicillium subrubescens, 729 nucleotides. Its product is annotated as basic helix-loop-helix domain-containing protein. The record is from RefSeq and is a predicted model, not a curated record. Gene Ontology annotation, biological process: regulation of transcription by RNA polymerase II. Bases 1 to 729 code for a protein of 242 amino acids. Gene Ontology annotation, molecular function: RNA polymerase II cis-regulatory region sequence-specific DNA binding; protein dimerization activity; DNA-binding transcription factor activity, RNA polymerase II-specific. The transcript has a single exon. Lineage: Eukaryota; Fungi; Ascomycota; Eurotiomycetes; Eurotiales; Aspergillaceae.
AUGCAAACCGAACGCCAACCUCAAACCCAUGUCCACGACCUCUAUGGGUGUUGUCCUGGACAGGGCCCCCAACAAUACAAAUCGACACACCAACGCAUACCCCUAGAUCGAGGUCUACAAUGGGGAUCUGACCCGAACUUCUGCUAUCACGGCUUCUCCUGCCCGAUCGGAAGCUGGACAGAAGAACGACUCCUUCGGAACGCGAUGCGCAACAUGGCCUACAUGGCCAGCAGCGUCAAAGCAGAAUUCAACCUCGACUUCAACAUCUCCGACUAUAUCAACGACCAUAGGUCUGAAGCGGCUGACGUGGUCAGGUUGAAUGGAUUCGAUCUUUUGCCCACGGAACAAUCGAAUGGCAAGCGCAGUCCGACGCCACCGUCAACAGCCUCACCGUCAAGUACAUCGAGUCCCGAGCGACAAGAGAAAGAUUUGCAGCCGCCCAAUAAGAAGCGGAAGUGUGUACAGAAACCUGGGCAAAAGUUGUGUCAUUGUCGCUCAGAGAAGAAGAGGAGGGAGGCUGUAAGCCAGGGAUAUCGUGAUCUGUCAGAGGUGGUGCCUGGGCUGGAGGGUCAAAAUUUUACGAGGAAGUAUGUUCUGAAUGCGACAGCGCAUUAUUUGGAGCAGUUGAUGGAUGGAAAUGAGGCAUUGAAGCGGCAACUGGAACAAAUGAAGGACCAGGAGGAUAAGGAAAUACAAAAACUCUUGAUGGGGUCCGAGUCAAAGGUAUGA